Staurois parvus is the source of this 318-nucleotide messenger RNA. Lineage: Eukaryota; Metazoa; Chordata; Amphibia; Anura; Ranidae. The record is from the annotation of a GenBank genome assembly.
AUGGGUCACUCUCAGGAGCUCAGUGAAUUCAAGCGUGGUACUGUUUAGCUUGCCACUUGUGCGAUAAGUCCAUCCGUGAAAUGUCCUUGCUACUAAAUAUUCCUCUGUCAACUGUUAGUGGCAUUAUAACAAAGUGGAAGCAACUAGGAAUAACAGCGACUCAGCCACGAAGUGCACAGUGUGCAGAAGUCGCCAAUUGUCUGCAGAGUCAAUAGCUGAAGACCUCCAAACUUUAUGUGGCCUUCAGAUUAGCAACAGAAGAAGACAUUUUGACAAUUUCAUGCUUCCAACUUUGUGGGAACAGUUUGGGGAUAGCCC